UGUAGGAAAUGCGAUUUGUUUUUUUAGAAUUUGAAUUUUCAACGAAACUCGUCAACAAUCGUCGCCGAGAAGCAUCGCGCCAAACCAGGUGAGUGACCAUGAGCUGGGCGGGGGAGGAGUGGAAGGAUGGACUUCCAGGGAAGGCCCUGCAGAAGAUCCAGGAGAUGGAAGUACAGCUGGACAAAGUGAAAAAGGAGAGAACUCAAAAACAGUUCCAGCUUGACUCUCUGGAGGCAGCCCUGCAAAAGCAGAAACAAAAGGUGGACAGUGAGCGCAAUGAAGCGUCUGCUUUGAAAAGAGAGAACCAGUCUUUAGUAGAGUCAUGUGACUCUGUAGAGAAAGCUCGCCAAAAGGUUUUACACGAUCUAGGGGUCAAAGAGCAGCAGGUGAGAUAUUUGGAGGGCCAGCUCAACACUUGCAGAAAGACCAUAGAGCGACUAGAGCAAGAGCUUAAGAAGUACAAAAAUGAGCUGGAUCGGUCUCAACCUGCUGGCUCUUCCUCCUUGGAUCUGCAGCCAUUUGUUACUCCACAGAAGAGUUUCUCCACUCCAGUUUCUGUUUACAAACAGCAAGAUAACAAACUAGAGGAUCUCCAAGAGAAAUAUAACCUGGAAGUAGAAGAAAGAAGAAAGCUGGAGAAUGAACUCAAAGUUCUGCAGGUCAAACUGUUGAAUCAGUCCUCGGCCAGCGUGAACCACAAGGACAUUGCUCUUCGCCAAGCUGGAUCCUCUAUUUUCCCAUGGCAGCAACAAGAUCAGGCGCACACCCGCCAGUCUCAGGAAAUUACUGAAACACCUCUGAAGAGGCGUGGCACGUCCCUUUGGGAUGCCCGCGAGGAAACGCCCAUCAAACCCAGCCAGCGGAUGAGCUGUACCAGAACAGCAGCGAGUCCGGCUGGAUCCCAACAAAUGGAACAACUGAAAAUGCUCAAUCAAGAGCUGCGUGGCCGUGUGUCAGAGCUGGAGAGGAGCAUGUGCAGUCACGAGAGAGAGAUUAGUAGCCAGGCCUCCAAACUGCAGGACCUUCAAGUCCAACUGAACCAGGCCCGCAAAGACCUGACUGAACGGGACCGAGACUUGACCAAGACGACCCACGAGCUGCGUCAGACCACAGACAGACAUCAGCAGCUUGAGGUCAAGUAUUCUUCAGUAGAGCAGAAGCUGAAGCAAGUUACUGAAGAAAUGAGCUGUCAGAGACACAACGCUGAGAGCUGCAGACGAGCCCUGGAACAGAAGGUCAAGGACCAGGAGAGAGAUAGUCAGAAGGAGCUCGCCCAGCUGCAAAGAUCCAAUCAGACUUUGGAGCAACAAAUGGAGCAGACCAGAACUAAGUUAACACAAGAGAUCCAACAAUACAAAAAAGACAACAAUAUACUUCAGACUGAUUUGGAGAAAAUGUCUUCUCAGAGGAGUCAGCUGGAGAGGGAGGUGGAGGAGCAGAAACAGAAGCUGCUGCGCUCACAGCAGAGCCUCCAGGCCAGCCAGACCAAAGAGGAGGACCUCUGCAAGAAACUAAAGGAGGACCAGCGAGAGAAGAACAGCAUUUCUGUCCAGUUGGACCAGAGCAAAAUGCGUCUGUCACAACUGGAGGACGAGAAGAAGACCUCGGACCAGAGUCUGAAAUGCACCCAAGGACGCCUGGAUGAUCUAAAAGCAAAAUGCGAAAGUCAAAAUGAAGCGCUGAAGAGACUUCAAUGCAAACUGGAGCAGCAGUCGCAAACGUCGACGCUGGAGCUGGAAAACCAAAGGAAGAUGCUCUCUGAUGCGGAGGCUAAAAAUGAAUGGUCCCAGAAGGAAAUGCAGAAACAGAAGCAAGCAGAGGAGCAGUUGACCAACAAGUUGGCAGAGGCUAUAAAAGAGGGUCAAGAGCUGAAGAAAAAUCUUGGCGCCAGUCAUGACGAGUGCAAGCAGUUGACCCAAAAGCAUCAAGCUCUAUUGGAUUGGAAAAAUGACAAGGAUAAACUCAUCAACAAUGCAGAGGCCAUGCAGAAGGAACUCACUGACAAAAUCGGUGCCUUGGACAAAAGUCUGACCUCGCAUAAUGAGGCUAACGAAGAAUUGAAGAAGCAACUGAGGUGUGCAGAGGAGGACCAGGCGAGGCUGUCAGCACAUAUUGACAGCCUGAAGGGAGAACUCCUCAUCAAGAGUACAGAAUUGGAAGAAAGAGAGCAUCAGUACAAGGAUCUCCAGACUAAAUCUUCUGAGGCUGAACAGAAACGCACCAAAGAUCUGGAAAAUGUUGGUGCGCAGGUGACCCACCUUGAAACGCAGGUCAAAGAUCUGCAGUUGCAGCUGAAAAGGGAGAUUGCUCGAGCAGAGCAGGCCGAGAAGAGCAUCACCCAGCUGCAGCACGAGCAGCGAGCAUCCUCCGACCUGGCGCGCUCCAAAGAACAGCUGAUUGAACUUGGCCAAGCUGAAAUACGCCAGCUGAGGGACACCCUUGCUCAGGCUACUGCUGAGCUCGAAGAGAGAAAUUUAAGGUGAGACAUUGAUUUGCUGCUCUAUCUACCUCUGCCUUAAAAUGUUUAUUACUCUACUUAUGCAACAAAUGGUCGCUUCUCCAAUAGACACUGUGCC
Hippocampus comes (tiger tail seahorse) is the source of this 2576-nucleotide messenger RNA. Its product is annotated as centromere protein F-like. Gene Ontology annotation, cellular component: nucleus; chromosome, centromeric region; spindle pole. The transcript is spliced from 16 exons. The coding region runs from base 99 to 2483 and encodes 794 amino acids. NCBI's taxonomy places the organism in Eukaryota, Metazoa, Chordata, Actinopteri, Syngnathiformes, Syngnathidae. The record is from RefSeq and is a predicted model, not a curated record. Gene Ontology annotation, molecular function: microtubule binding; dynein complex binding. Gene Ontology annotation, biological process: metaphase chromosome alignment; mitotic cell cycle; regulation of G2/M transition of mitotic cell cycle.